This is a messenger RNA of Ostreococcus tauri, 1635 nucleotides long. RefSeq names its product unnamed product. The coding region runs from base 1 to 1635 and encodes 544 amino acids. The record is from RefSeq and is a predicted model, not a curated record. The transcript has a single exon. NCBI's taxonomy places the organism in Eukaryota, Viridiplantae, Chlorophyta, Mamiellophyceae, Mamiellales, Bathycoccaceae.
AUGGAGCGUGAGUUUGAGACGGAGACGAUGGUGACGGAGAGUGCGGGACAGGUUUUUGCGGAGCGCGUCGAACGGGUGGACGUCGAGGGGACGACGCUCGGAGACGACGACGACGAAGACGAGGGGUCGUCGGCUGGGAAGCGGGCGCUGAUGUACGCGCUCGUCGCAGCGGUCGUCGCGGCGUUCGCGUACAGUGAUGUGACCGUGAUGUUCCCUUGGUUGGCUCCGAUGCAGACGUUAGCGCGCGGGCUCGUGGACAUGGUCGCGGCGGGCGUGGAUUAUUUGGUCGAAAUGUUGCUCGACGCGUACGACGCCGCCAUAUUGGGCUGCAUCAACGUCUUCACGUGGUUUCAGACUUUGCUUCUAACUCCAGGUGGCGUCGUGUCGAACGGUGCCAAAGCGUCGCAGUCCAUCAUGGCGGAUCCGAGCGGCGUGGUGUCCAAGGCGCUCGGAUUGUUGUGCGCCAAGCCGUUCAUGUCCAUCGCCGCGGUGUUGUUGACGCUUUCUCGCGUCGUCGUGUCGUGGACGUUCGCGGCGGCCGAGUACGCGUGUGCGCUUUUGUAUGCUAUGCCAGUGUACGUUGCCGUACCGCUUGCCGUUGUGUCGUACAUUCUCAUAAGGAAACGUCAGCUCGUCAACGUGGAGACGAGCACCAUGAGGACGAAGAAGAAUUUAGCCAAGGCCAAGGCGAAAGCGGCGACGUACGUCGCGUCGGGCGCCGCCACGGGAGCGAGCGCUAAAUGGGCCGCUCGACUCGCGGAUUCAUCCACUCAAUCCAACGAGACCUCCGCCGCGGCGAUAAAUUAUGACGUCGUCACCGAAUACAAGUCGCCGGCCCCGAGAGAACUCGUGCUCGACUCGACGUUGAGCGAGUUCGCUUCUAGCGGGUAUUCAAGUGACGCGACUUACUCGAGCUCGUACAGCUCAACGAGUGACGCGUCUUACUCGAGCUCGUACAGCUCAUCGAGUGACGCGGAGAUUGUCGCGACACCAGUGAACUACGACCAGUACUUCAGCUCAGCAAACUCUGAGUCGCGAAGCAGCUUUUCAGGUAUGGGAUUGUACGACUUUGAGGAGGCGUACACGAAUCGCGAGGCGUUGAUGGGCGGAUAUAGCGUCGAUCAGGCCGAGGUAGAGCGCCUGUAUGCCGAGUUGAUGCCUAAGGACGCCGGCAUUCCGCUUCCCGUCUUCGAGGUGAAGACAGAGGAGCGAGGUGAGUCAGAAGAGACAAAGCUGGUAGAGACGAAGUCGAUGGAAGCCAAGAUGGUCGAAGCCACCUCGACUGAAAGUGUGAUUGCGUCCUCAUCCUCGUCCUCAUCCUCGUCCUCAUCCUCGUCCUCAUCCUCGUCCUCAUCCUCGUCCUCAUCCUCGUCCAAGGUUGAGGUCAAGAUGGAGGCGACCUCGACUGCGGGCGUGCAAACAGUCAAGAAAGAUGGGAGCAAGAGUAAGGAGGCGUUCAUGAACUUUCUGGACUCCGUGAAGAGUGGUGAAGUUGUCAAAGGACUGACUUCGGCCGUUGAGCAAGUGGCGACGAAGUCUGGGAACACUCCGUCACUUCCGCCGGGCACCCGCAAGAUUUCGGCGAGCGAUGAGGAAAUAAGCGAGGGAACGGUGAUUAAGAAGAAGAACCCUUAA